AUGUCGCUGUUGGAAAUCGGCGGGUGUUUCAGCAGCGGUCCCCUGCCGAGCGACAGCCCGGCGCUGCGGGGGGAGAGGCUGCUCCCUGUCGGCGUGGCAAAGCUGCGCCGUGUGGGCGGGGCAACCGCCUCCCUCUUCGCCUGGGACUCGGCUGAUGAUAAUAUUUGUCUUUUGUUUUCACAGGUUCCUGUUGCAUGUAAAUCAUGUCCCUGUGGCUACAUAUUUAUUAGUCGAAAACUCUUGCAUGCCAAACGUGCCGAGAGAUCACCACCCAUCACAGAAAACAAGAGUGAGGCCAAAAGGAGACGGACAGAGAGAGUUAAGCGAGAGAAGAUAAAUUCUGCAGUAAAUAAAGACUUAGAAAACCGAAAAAGAUCCAGGUCUAACAGCCAUUCAGAUCAUAGCAGACGAGGAAGAGGAAGACCGAAGAGUGCCUCAGCCAAAAAGCACGAGGAAGAAAGAGAGAAACAAGAAAAAGAAGUUGACAUGUAUGCUAACCUUUCAGAUGAAAAGGCCUUCGUAUUUUCAGUGGCCUUGGCGGAAAUAAACAGAAAAAUUAUCAAUCAAAGACUUAUUCUGUAACUUGUAAGCACAAUCUGAUGCAUUUAUGUGCAAAAUGGCUAGCAUAUUUCCAAGGUGUCAUGGACUCUCGGGAAGUGUGUUGUCUGCACCGACAAGGACCAUAGUAUUUCCUGUUAAAAUUCUGCUGCUGUUCUUGGAAAUCGAAUUCUGUCUCUACAAGUCAGAAAGAAAGUGUUCACAAGAUUGUACUGUGAAAAAUCAGAAAGCAGAUACGUUUUACACCUUGAAGACAAAUGCUAGACAAGUGCACAGAGAGACUGCACCCAUUCCAGAACCCUUCUUUUAAAUUUGCUGCCAGAAAUGCAAUAUUUUAAAUAUUUUCAGAAAUAAAUGAUUUUCCUUUAAAAUUAUAUAUUUCAGAUUUUUCAGCUAUAUUGCAGUUUACUUACAGUUCACAUAACUUUUUAAUAAAUUGAUAUUUCA
Opisthocomus hoazin is the source of this 1005-nucleotide messenger RNA. NCBI's taxonomy places the organism in Eukaryota, Metazoa, Chordata, Aves, Opisthocomiformes, Opisthocomidae. The record is from RefSeq and is a predicted model, not a curated record.